AUGGCGGGGGUUAACGGCGACCGGAAGGGGAAGAGAGAUGAUAACGGGAUGGGGACGGCCAUCGACUUCGUCCUGUCCAACGCCAAGCUGGUGCUGGGGGUUGGAGGGGCCGCCAUGCUUGGCAUCGCCACACUGGCAGUCAAACGAAUGUACGAUCGGACCGUAAGCGCUCCCACUAGCCCCACCCACAAGAUGGAGCCCGGUGGAAAACGGAGCUGGGAGGAACCUAAUUGGCUGGGGUCGUCGCCGCGGCUACUGAACCACGACAUGAAGUCUACAGUGAGCCGGUCUCUGCAGACACUACCUACUUCCUCCAACGCCUUUGAACCAGACCGCGGGCGGAGGGUCCCGCGGCGGGGGGCCGGGGCGGGGCCGGGGGACCUCCACCGGGCGCGGCUGCGCCUCUCCCUGCAGGAGCGGCUGUGGUCCUUUUACCGCCAGCGCGUGCUGAUCCCCGCGGAGGAGCAGGCCGCCGCCCGCCGGGCCGCCCUGGACAUCUGCGCCGAGCUCCGCACCUUCCUGCGCGCCAAGCUGCCCGACAUGCCCCUCAGGGAGAUGUACCUGAGCGGGAGCCUCUACGACGACCUGCAGGUGGUGACGGCGGACCACGCCCAGCUGAUCGUUCCCCUGGUGCUGGAGAAGAACCUGUGGUCGCCCGUCCCGGGGGAGGACACCAUCAUGAACGUGCCGGGCUUCUGGCUGGUGCGGCGGGAGAACCUGGAGUACUUCCCCCGGGGGAGCAGCUACUGGGACCGCUGCCUGGUGGGGGGCUACCUCUCCCCGAAGAGCGUGCUGGAGGUCUUCCGCAAGCUGGUGGCCGGCUCCAUCAACUGGCCGGCCAUCGGCAGCGUGCUGGACUACGUGAUCCGGCCGGCGGUGCCGGCGGAGUCGCUGGCGCUGGAGGUGCAGUACGAGCGGGAGCGCCGGCUGGUGGUGGACGUGCUCCCGCUGCUGGCGCUGGACGACGGCCUGUCGCUGGCGGCCAGGCCCCACCGCCGCGCGGAGCGGCACGAGAACCUGUGGCGGCAGAGCUUCCGCGCGGCCGAGACCGCCCGGCUGCGCGCGCUGGACCAGGAGGACGGCGGCUGCCGCUGCCAGUGCCUGAAGGUGCUGAAGGCCGUGUGCAAGCUCACGCCCGCCCUGUCCCGCCUCGGCGCCGGGCAGCUCACCAGCGCCCUGCUGCCGCUCGCCGAGGGCCCGGGGGACUGGGGCCAGGGCGCGCUGGCCGAGCGCUUCCUGGAGCUGCUGCGCGCGCUGGUGGGACACCUGGAGGCCGGGAGGCUGCCCUGCGCCCUCUGCCCCAGGGUGGACCUGUUCUGCGAGCUCACCCCGCAGGAGGUGGACGAGCUGGGCUACACGCUGUACUGCGCCCUGUCCGACCCCGAGGGCCUCCUGCGGACCGCGUGACCCCCCCCCCACCCACCCCCCAAACCCGCUCGGCUGGCUUCAGGGUCUUUAGGAACACGGGAAGGUCUCUCCAGCACUCCCUCAGAGGAGAGGUCUUGUACAUUUCUCACUGUGAGGGAGAAUUUCCCACGAUGCCUCUGCCAACAGAUACAUUUCAUAUUUCUGUUCGCGUUUUUUAAGGUUUUUGUUUUUGUAUUUAUGCUCCAGCUUGUGUGUUAUGAGUGUGCGGGUUUUCACCCCAUGAUUCCAUCUCAAUGGCUGUAACUCUGCCGGCCUUUUUUUCCCCUUUCAAACCCAAAGCAUUUGACAGCACUCGAGCGAGAACAGGGCACAGGAGACCUGAGGACAGAGAACAGGUGACAUCCAGUCAGAAAGAAACGCUUUGUGGGUUGGGUUCAAUGGGCUGUUGUAACCACAGCUCCUGAAAACGGUGUCUCAGUUCACUUGUGGUCAGACGGCCAGUGUGAUGCAGCCCAUGUGUGAAGGUCACUUCCUGUUUCUGAGAUGAAAGUGUAUUAGUGGGGAUUUCCACCGGCUGCCUGAACACACUUUUGCUUCCUUGGUGUCUGAGCUGCUGAAAAUAAGUAAUAAUUUAAAAAAUAUAUCAUUCCCCAAUAGAACCUAAAACAUUUAUUGGGCCGUUUUGUUCACUUUAAAGCAUAUUGGUCCCAUCUGGAUGGAUGGAGACUUUGUUGACGGGGCUAAUCCUGGAGUUACAAUGGUGAUUGUGUUACGCGAGGCAUGAGAUUAGCUGUAAGCCAAGGGAUCACGAACAGCAGGAAGCCCUGUGAAUGAUGGGUAUAUUUUAAUUUUGAUCUCAAAACUGAACAGUAGAGCUGCAAGUCACGCCCCAUUAUUUUGCCGAUAGAUACCAUUUCUACAGGGAAAGUGUGUGUGUGUGUGUGUGUGUGUGUGCGCACAGGUGGAGUAGUUUGACAUUUCUGGUCAAAUUACCAAAAAAAUUGCAUGGAUCAAUAGGUAAACGCAUUGUCACAUAAGGAAAAUGUGUUUUAAAAAAAAGGUUAUGCAUUUUUUUAAAUAAAAAAAACCCGAGCUACUUCCACUACAACGAAAAGGUUAUUUGCAACUUCACACGUACAAAAGAUCAAAGUUAAGAUCUUGGUAGAUAAAAAUCUUUGGCGAGGUAGGGGCAGACCUCUAAAAAGUGACUAAUAACAGAAAUGUUCUGUGUGGUUUCUUGCGAGGUUUUUCCGAUGUCAACCCUCAACCCUUGCCAUUUUGACACUUCGCAGUGCGUUUCCUGAGGUGUCACGAUGCAGGAAGCUGACUGUGGGCUCUUUAGCAACGCUAUUUCUGAAAUGCGGCCAGCAACCGUUGUCAAUGGCAACAGGCGACCUGCGAAGGGACCCGGGAACAGUGGAUGAGCGGCGUUUGAAUUUGUCCGUACUUUAAACUGUAGCACGUUUUUCCUGUCUUCUGUUUCGCACUGCCCACAUGGAGCUCUGUGUCCAGUCCUGGAUUUAAAAAAAACAAUUAAAAAUGGGAAGAUUUCUCUUGACUACUGCAUUGAUGCAACCCCUGGGAUAAAAAUAAAACAAUGGAUUUAUACCACAUCACACCUCA
Messenger RNA from Conger conger (European conger), 2991 nucleotides. RefSeq names its product mitochondrial elongation factor 1 (gene mief1). Bases 1 to 1407 code for a protein of 468 amino acids. Gene Ontology annotation, cellular component: mitochondrial outer membrane. Lineage: Eukaryota; Metazoa; Chordata; Actinopteri; Anguilliformes; Congridae. The record is from RefSeq and is a predicted model, not a curated record. The transcript is spliced from 4 exons. Gene Ontology annotation, biological process: positive regulation of mitochondrial fission; mitochondrion organization.